Molecule: messenger RNA, 3482 nt
Organism: Neltuma alba
Lineage: Eukaryota; Viridiplantae; Streptophyta; Magnoliopsida; Fabales; Fabaceae
Product: suppressor of RPS4-RLD 1
Exons: 23
Coding region: 135-3251 (1038 amino acids)
Biological process (GO): negative regulation of DNA-templated transcription
Molecular function (GO): protein binding
Source: RefSeq, a predicted model, not a curated record
UUACCCCUUGCUGUCUCCAGCCCCAAAUCUAUCGUAAUUGGACCCGUUGAAAGUUGAAACUUCGAAGCACGACCUGUAAUCCACAACAAGCUCAGCCUUCUGAUCCGUGCACCUCGAUUCUUUUCUCUUUACCCAUGGCUCCUGCUAUCUCCGAGCGAGUUCAGCUGGCCAGGCUCUGCAGCUCCAAGGAGUGGUCCAAGGCCAUUCGUAUCCUUGAUUCGCUUAUUUCUCAGUCUUCUGCAGUCCAAGACAUCUGCAACAGAGCCUUUUGUUACAGCCGAUUAGAGCUUCAUAAACACGCAAUCAAGGAUUGCGACAGAGCACUUCAGCUUGACCCUGCGCGUCUUCAAGCUUACAUUCUCAAAGGUCAUGCGCUCUCUGCUUUGGGGAAGAAAGAAGAUGCUCUGUUGGUAUGGGAGCAAGGCUAUGAGCAUGCUCUGCAUCAGUCUGCAGAUUUGAAGCAGAUGCUAGAACUUGAAGAACUUUUGACAAAAGAAAAACAAGGCUGCAACAUACAGCAUGAAGCACUGGGGGCUUCCAUGCUUCAAUCUGAAACAGUUUCUCUCAGUAGCAGCAAUUUAAGUGAAAACUCUAAUACUAAAGAUAGGUUGAGCAAUCCUGGUGAAUUGUGUGAUAUUGCUACUGAUACAUCUGAGAUCUGCCUGAAGCGAGAUGAUAAAUUUGAUUCAAGAAAUAAAUUACAUGAUGAAGAUAGGAACUCAAAUAAAUUUGAUGAUCAAGCUAAUGGAAGCCCUGAUAUUCUUGAUAAGUUGAGUUAUAAUUCUGAAUCAUGUAAUGACUCAAGUGACACCUCGGAAUCAUGUGAAAAAGUAUCUACAAAUAGUGACUCAUUUGACAUCACGGAAAUUUUUAGAAAGCCAAGUAAUAAGUUAAAUUUUUCCCUCAAAAUAAAUGAUGAAGGAAGGAGAAAUAAGAAGUUUUGUGUCGCUCGGAUUUCAAAGUCAAAGUCCAUCAGUGUAGAUUUUCGACUCUCAAGGGGUAUAGCAGAGGUUAAUGAAGGAAAAUAUGGUCAUGCAGUAUCCAUUUUUGACCAGAUCCUGAAAGAGGACCCUGAAUAUCCUGAGGCUCUAAUAGGAAGAGGGACAGCAUAUGCCUUUCAGCGGGAACUUGAUGCUGCUAUAGCUGAUUUUACUAAGGCUAUACAAUGUAAUCCAGCUGCCGGUGAGGCAUGGAAAAGGAGAGGUCAGGCCCGGGCUGCGUUGGGGGAGUUUGUUGAGGCUAUUGAAGACUUGACCAAGGCAUUAGAGUUUGAACCCAACUCAGCAGAUAUCUUACAUGAGAGAGGAAUUGUUAAUUUCAAGUUUAAGGUGUUUGAUGCUGCUAUUGAGGACCUUUCAGCUUGUGUGAAGCUAGAGAAGGAUAACAAGUCUGCCUACACAUAUCUGGGUUUAGCAUUAUCUUCAGUUGGUGAAUAUAAGAAAGCUGAGGAAGCACAUUUAAAAUCACUUCAGCUAGAUGGAAAUUUCCUUGAAGCAUGGGCACAUCUGACUCAGUUCUAUCAAGAUUUAGCAAAGCCAACAAAAGCUCAGGAAUGUCUAAAUCAUGUGCUGCAAAUUGAUGGGAGGUUUGCAAAGGCUUAUCAUUUGCGUGGUCUGUUGUUCCAUGCGAUGGGAGAGCACAGGAAGGCUAUCAAGGAUUUGACUAUAGGGUUGAGCAUUGAUGGUGCUAACAUUGAGAGUUUAUAUCUGCGAGCUUCCUGCUUCCAUGCUGUUGGACAAUACAAAGAGGCUGUCAAGGAUUACGAUGCUGCACUUGAUUUGGAAUUGGAUUCAAUGGAAAAAUUUGUGCUCCAGUGCCUUGCCUUUUAUCAGAAAGAGAUUGCUCUUUACACAGCCUCAAAGAUUAACAGUGAAUUUUGCUGGUUUGAUAUUGACGGGGAUAUUGAUCCACUUUUUAAGGAGUAUUGGUGCAAGAAAUUGCAUCCAAAGGAUGUAUGUGAAAAAGUUUAUAGGCAACCUCCUUUGCGUGAAUCUUUAAAAAAGUGGAAGCUUCGAAAGCAAGAUUUUGCCAUUACAAAGCAAAAAGCUGCUCUAAUACGGGCUGCAGAUUCCAUUGGCAAGAAAAUCCAGUAUGAUUGCCAGGGUUUCCUAACUAAUAGACGCCAGCAUCGUAUGGCUGGAUUUGCUGCUAUUGAAAUUGCACAAAAGGUGUCCAAAGCUUGGCGAUCCCUGCAAAUGCAAUGGAAAUACUCGAAUAAAAGCAACUCAAAGCAUGGCAAAAGGUCUAGGAGAAGGGAGAGGAUUCAAAUUGCUAGUCAGAAUAGAGGAGGUGCAGGAUGUAGCACAAGCAGUGCCCUAGAAACACCUUCAUAUAGCAUCAUUGAUGAUAGAUCAUAUUCCCGGUCCAUGUCAUGGCAAGGUGUUUAUUCAUUGGCUGUUAGAUGGAGACAGAUUUCUGAGCCCUGUGACCCCGUUGUUUGGGUUAACAAGCUAAGUGAACAAUUCAACCCUGGAUUUGGUUCUCACACACCUCUGGUUCUUGGACAAGCCAAAGUUGUCCGCUAUUUCCCUCACUACGAACGGACAUUGAAUGUUGCAAAGACUGUCAUGAAGGAGAGAUCAUAUGUGUACAGCAAAACAGAUGAGAUCAUCAGUCUUUCCAAAGAUGGGAAAUUAGAAGAUAUCAUGCUUGCAAAAUCGUGCGCUGAUCUUCAUAGUGUUGUUGGUGAGGAUUUCUGGUUGGCUACUUGGUGCAACAGUACUGCAUUUGAAGGGAAGCAGCUUGAAGGGACAAGGAUAACCAUUGGAAAAAUGGGCGAACAUGGUUUUGAUUUUGCCAUUAAAACCCCCAGUACACCUUCAAGAUGGGAAGAUUUUGACACAGAAAUGGCAGUGGCUUGGGAGGCUCUCUGCAAUGCUUAUUGUGGUGAAAACUUUGGAUCUACGGAUUUUGACGUGCUUGAAAACGUGAGAGAUGCCAUUUUAAGGAUGACUUAUUACUGGUAUAACUUCAUGCCACUGUCUAGAGGAUCUGCUGCAAUUGGAUUUGUAGUUAUGCUGGGUCUAUUGCUCGCUGCCAAUAUGGAGUUUACAGGAAACAUCCCACAGGGUCUGCAAGUUGAUUGGGAAGCCAUUUUCAACCUAGACCCAAACUCCUUUGUGGAAUCGGUUAAAAGUUGGCUUUACCCAUCUCUGAAGAUCAGUACCUCAUGGAAAGACUAUCCCGAUGUUGCAUCAACUUUGGAAACAACAGGGUCGGUUGUUGCUGCUCUCAGCUCUUCUAAUGAUUGAUCUCCUUAUGAUAAAGACCAUGCGAGUUAAAAUGCACAUUAAUUAAUGUACCAUCAUAAGAAAUUUGGGUCUUUUCUAAUUUCUUAGGAAUUAUGUAAAGAUUGAAGAGAAAUAAAGACAUUGUGUAUGGGUUUCAAGCAAAGCCUUGUUAUUUGCAAAAUUGACAGUCAAUUUCCCGGGAUGGUCAAAUCAAAAUAUCUAUGUUCUCUGCGUGCUAGCAAAAUUUUUCCA